ACGGAAGAUGGGCGAGAGUGAACCACUGUAAAUGGUAGACGUAAAAAAAGGAGGAGAAAACCCAACCUGUAAGUGAAUGUAAACAUUGAAAACACGUGUAAAAUAGCCUUGUUUACCCAGAGGAAAAUAUCUACUGCCGUGAGAUCAAAGGAAAUAACUUAGAUCAUGAAAUAUAAAGUGAACAAAAGGAGAAAAUUAGUGAGGACUGAUCAAGUGAUGGCGAGGAAGUUGGCGAGGUGUGGGUAGGCGAGGCGCUGAUGAGAGGCCUAGCGUGGGGUACACGGGGUCAAGGUGGGGUAUACGGGGUCAAGGUGGGGUAUACGGGGUCAAGGUGGUGUGGUACACGGGGUGACGGUGGUAGAGGACCGCCGUAGCUCGCACACUGUGGUCCAGCAGGCGGGUGAUUGGCUAGUUGAAUACCAGGCAAGAAACACCCGCUACUACUGCCAUAUCUGCCACUAGUACUGCUAUUGCCAGCAACGAUAACAACCACUAACCACUAUUAUAAGGACUGCUACCACUACCACCAAGAUCUGUCUACCACCACCGUGACUCCUCCACCUGCCGCCGCCACCACAGCUACCAGAACAAACCACUAACCUACACCACCUAUUUUACUCUCUCCCCAAACCUUUCCGCCCAUUUUCUAACUUCCUUCCCCCACAAAGCCACAAUGUAUGGCAUGGUGGGUGGUGGUGGCGGGGGCGGGACUCCGAGGGGUGGUAGUGGUGGGGGUGGUGGAGGUGGAACCAGGUCCAGCAGCCGGAGGUCGACCCAGUAUCGUGGUACUGGAGCCUCCACCGCUACCUCCUCCAGUCACGGCCACGGGGGCGGCGGCGGGUCGCGGCCUCCACGCUCACUCUACAGGAGACUGCUCACCUUCAUCAAACAGGCGUGGACAGGCGUCAAAUUCGGUUCAGACGCCGAACUGGAGAUCCUGGAGCAGGAGCCCCGCUACCGACCCGAGGACAUCAACGCCCUCAGCAGGACGACGCACUUCACCCGAGCGGAGCUCCAGCGGCUCUACCGCAGCUUCAAGGACAGGUGUCCCACUGGUGUGGUCAGGGAAGACGCCUUCAAGGAGCUCUACUUCCAGAUGUUCCCCAAGGGAGCGAGUUCCAGCAAGUACCCGCACUACGUCUUCAACAACCUCGAUAAGGAGAACACCGGGGUCAUCAGCUUCGAGGAUCUGAUCACUCUACUCUCGCGUCUCUCAAGAGGAUCCCUAAACGACAGACUUAAGUGGAUCUUCUCCCUCUACGACCUGAACGGCGACGGGUGCAUCACGCGACAGGAGAUGACAGACGUGGUGCAGGCCGUCUACGACCUGAUGGGCAAGCACACGGACACGCCCGUCGACGAGCAGACAGUGGGGCUCAAGGUGGAGUCUCUCUUCACGACUCUGGACUUGAACAAGGACGGUGUGAUCACUCUGGACGAGUUCACUGAAGCUUGCAGCCAGGAUAGCACCAUUGCCUACAACAUUGACGCCAUGUUGCAGUGUGACGUCACGGUUCUCAACCCUUCUGACAUCACUUCCUCUGACGCCAUCACGCCUGACCACCCACCAUCCAGGAACCUUAGGAGGUGACGUCAUCCUGACCAAUCGUCAAGCGAGAAGGAUUCACAUGAAGUGACAUCAUUGGCAUCCUCCAAUGCCAACUGAAGUAUCGUCGAAACAAGCGGUUUACUGCAAAAUACAUUUCUCGUCAUAAUACAAAAUGAACUGAGAUGAACUUCAAGUCGAACGUUGCCAAACAUGUCGCUAGGAUGUUGUUAGGGUUUGAGAUGUAAAUACACCAGAGAACCAAUGUUUAUGUUGUUGUGUUUGUUGAUGGCGGGCGGCGACGGGGAGUCUUCAUGGUGACUGGUUCGCGCCUCGGGUGUCUGGGUAGUGCUUUUGUGUCAGUCACGAGCUUCAAGCCGUGGGGAGGGAGGGAGGGAGGGACGGAUGGGGGAGAGUGGGCCGUUUUAUCAGGCACUAAGACCAUUGAAAGCUUUCUGUCUUUUCCCCUUUAAGAUUUGUGGAAACAUUGAAGACAUUUUGUACAGCUUCUGUGUCUUUAUUGUGGGUGUUGAAAGGUGUUUUGUGCCAGUACGCCACAAACACACACACAUAUACACCCAGCUUGUAUAGACACACUGACCAGAGUGUGGGCCUGCUGCUCCCCCUCCUGCUCCUAACAGCUGCUCAAUCGACCCGUCUCCCACAUUAACAAGCCACUAACUACACCAGGUCAACCACAAGAAACAAGGUCAAUUAUUUUUUUAAGGUUCACCAUGAAGUGUGUCAAGUGUCAGUUGCUGCGGCUUUGUACAUAGUUCAGAUAUCUUUAUAUUCUCUACAUGCUUUGUGGCACAGUUAUUUAAUCUAAUUAUAUACAUUUAUGUGUGAGAAUCAACUUCAGGAUGUCGGGACGUCGCGCAAGUCCAUAGUCAUUUUCUGCCGUGACGUCACAUUCUUGUCUAUUGGUGUUUGUUGAUGUUGUGCUCUCCAUCUACUCCCACACCUGUUGACUACCUGUUGAGGGUUUCCAACGUCCUCGGAGCCCAGUCUCUGACCUCCACACAUAUUCUAUUCGACAUUGACUCUACAGUCAAAGGUAUUUUUUCAAUUUGGUAUCAUUUAUAUGACGAGAGGUUGUCAGCCCUGGGGGACGAUCAGUCACUGGAAAUUUGCAUAAUGACAUAUCGAAUUAUGUUGUCCAUUUAUGGUGUUAACUUAAAUCCAUUUGUUAUUAUGGAUACUUCUAAUUUAAUCUAAAUUUUCCUUUAAAUAUGACCAAACAUUGAGACCCAUUUUCUGUAUAAUACUCUGUAUGCUGAUUCCCAUUUUCAAUGGGGAAAAUAUAUAACUUUAACGGUUUUUAAAUAUCACUAAGUUUUCCGAAACGGUUUUGUGCGAUGAAGACAGCAAAAUUAAAAUAAUGAAAUACACAGCCUUAUUUUGUAUAUUAUAAAAAAUUAAUGGAAAAGUAAUGUAUUUAAAGGAAAUUCACCAUUUUCUAUCAAAGAGGAUACAGAAGCAAAGCUUUUAAAUUUACAUGUUGUUGUCGUUAAAGAUUCGCUACCUGGAACAAGAAGUUCUAAGUAGCACGGGCUACGGCGAGCCCGUCUUAAAAUUUACAGGCGGCAGUCAGUCCCAAAGCAAUUUAAUGUUAGAGUUCGAUGCAUUAUAUUUUCUACGAUCCUUGAUUUUCCAAUCUGUACUCUGAAUACUGAUUCGAUUCUUACAUUCAGAAAUGUGGCAAUUCUUUACAAAUUCAGAAAGCAUCUUGAUUCCAGGAUAUAAAACUAUUUUGAUUCUUAGAUAUAGUUUAAAAUCCAAUCAUUCCUACUUUACUUUUAAUUCCUUGGCCGAAACACUUUAAUUCAUAAAAAGUUUUACCACUCUAAUUAAAAGAAUUUUUUUCAGGUAGUUUGAUGUUUUUGUUUUUAAAUGUACCUCAAAUUCUAUAAAUUUACUGGUAGAAAUAGUCCUUUUUAAAAUAUCUUGAUUCUUAAUUUCAUAUGCCUUCAGGUACAGGAAAAUCUAGAAUGUCAUAACUCCUACAAAACUUGGAUUAUUCUAAUAGAAUCUAUAUGCCUAGAAUCCCUGUCUAGUCUGGACGGCCGUUAUUCACUAAGAGCUUAAAAUAUCUUGACUGAGAAGGAGUUCUAAAUAUUCCCAGACAUCCAAAUAUGGCUUGAUUUCCAGCUAAUCUCUAGUUCCAUUGAAAUUCUGUUGUUUCUGAGACCAUAUAUGCCUUGACAACUUAAGAAUUGUAGGGUAGAUCAAAUUUUCAGCAUAUCUUUGUAAAACUACUUUUUUUAUCUAGUGUUUAACAUGUUGAAUCAAAAUUAAUAGUGUUAGAUUUGUAUCAAAAGAUAUAUAAAGGGGAUUUUUAUACAGCACAAAGCUAUCAUUCAUCGAACCUGCAGGGAGAUAGCGUAAUAAUUAGAGAUAAUUCUAAUCAUUCCUUCAUAACCAUAUCUGAGAAGUUGUGUGUAAUCCAUGGCAUGUUGUUGCUGUUCUAAUUAUUAUUAUCAUUAUUAUAAUUCUAAUUAUUAUUUUGUUAAUAAAUCAUUCCAUACAAUUACUGUAUUGCUAAGAUAAGGACAAAUUAAUUAAUAAUGUAGCUUGUUGGAGUGUUUUGGGCACUGUUAUUUAAUUUUUAUAAUUAAUUGAUCCUAUUUCUUACACAGUUAAUUUAAAAACAAUAGAAUUCACACUGUUAAUAAUAGUAAUAGUAGAAUUAGCAUUAGAAAUAGCAGAAUUAGUACUGGUAAUUGAAUUAGCACUAUUAACAGUACCAAUAGUACAAUAUUUUGUAAAAAUAGUAAAUUAGUUGCAUUAGUAAUAGUAAUGAUAGUUGACUUUACAGUCAACAUAGUAGUAAUAGUAGAAUUUCCAUUAGUAAUAGAAUUUCCAUUAGUAAUAGUAGAAUUUCCAUUAGUAAUAGUAGAAUUUCCAUUAGUAAUAGUAGAAUUUCCAUUAGUAAUAGUAGAAUUUGCACAAAGUAUUAGCAUGAAGUAGCAUGCUAAUACUUUGCACUAGCAAUAGUUGAAUUUGCCCCAAGUAAAAGCAGAAUUAACACUAGUAAUGGUAGAAUUUGCCUUAGUAAUAGAAAAAUUAACAUUAGUAAUAGAAGAAUUUUCCCUAGUAAUUAAAGAAUUAACAGUAGUUUUAACAGUAAUUUGUUAGUAAUAAUUGUUGUAGUGCCUCUGAUUGUGACAAUAGCCUCAGGGGUAUUGGUAGUACCAGCCGCAGUGAUAGUGGUAGUGGUAGUGGUAGUGGUAGUAGUAGUAGUAGUAGUAGUAGUAGUAGUAGUAGUAGUAGUAGUAGUAGUAAUGGCCAAAAUAAUAUCGAGCAUUGUAUUAUUAAUUUGCCUGUCAUUCUUGUUGUUUGCAUAAUAUAAUAUUUCCUUUUCU
Procambarus clarkii (red swamp crayfish) is the source of this 4911-nucleotide messenger RNA. NCBI's taxonomy places the organism in Eukaryota, Metazoa, Arthropoda, Malacostraca, Decapoda, Cambaridae. The record is from RefSeq and is a predicted model, not a curated record.